AAGGGCGAUCUUGGCUCAAAACCACACGUCGCCGUGGUUGGCGCUGGAAUGUCUGGCUUGCGAUGCGCAGAUAUCCUCCUACAGUAUGGCUUCAACGUCACCGUCAUCGAGGCCCGGAACCGCGUUGGAGGCCGUAUGCAUCAGGAGACGCUUCCCAAUGGACACUUGGUAGAUCUCGGCCCCAACUGGAUUCAUGGCACAACAGACAACCCUAUGCUGGACCUUGCCAAGCAGACAAACACGGCAGUUGGCAGUUGGGACACCGGGUCCUACAUAUUUGAUCAAGCUGGCGACCUUUUCAGGAUCGAGGAGGGAGAGGCAUAUUCUACUAUGAUGUGGGACAUCAUCCAAGAAGCCUUCAAGCACUCAAAUAAGUCAUACAAGGACAUUCACCACGACGAGAGUCUGCAUGACUUUUUCCUCGGGAAAUCUGUCGAGAAGAUCCCCGAUACCGAGGAGGACUACGAGAAGAGGCGGAAAAUUCUCAUGCAGAUGUCUGAACUGUGGGGUGCGUUUAUCGGAAGUCCAGUUUUCUCUCAAAGCCUAAAAUACUUCUGGCUGGAGGAGUGCAUUGAGGGAGAAAAUUUGUUCUGCGCGGGAACCUACAAGAAAGUUCUGGAUACCAUCGCAAAGCCAGUUCUAGAGGGUGCUAAGAUCAAAUUCCAGACCAAGGUCGAGAGGAUAUCCUAUCGCAUGGAUCCCGAAGAGAAGGUCAAGAUCCAGGUGGAGGGUGGACAGACGCUGGAAUUCGACGAUGUCGUCGUCACAACUCCCCUCGGAUGGCUAAAACGAAAUCUCGAUGCAUUUGAGCCUGCACUUCCAGCUCGCAUGACCAAGGCGAUCGAAUCUAUUAGCUACGGUUGCCUGGAGAAGGUAUACAUCAGCUUCCCAAGGGCGUUCUGGCUUGCACCCAAGGGCGAAGACAGAAAGGUCCAAGGGUUUGUACAAUGGUUAUCACCCAACUAUGCUCCUGAAUCAAAUCCAGAGCAAUGGAACCAAGAAAUUGUCGAUCUUGCUAGCCUCUCGCCGGAAACCUCACAUCCCACUCUCCUCUUCUAUACCUACGGCGAUCAAUCGGAGUACAUUACCAGCAAAGUAGCGGGACUAGCGAGUAAGGAGAAGGACGGAUUCCUUCUGAACUUCUUCAAGCCCUACUACUCUCGCCUACCUCACUACUCGGAAAGCGAUUCCGACUGCAAGCCGACUGCUUUUUUGGCCACAGACUGGCUCCAUGACGAACUUGCGGGUUUCGGCAGCUACAGCAACUUCCAGGUCGGCUUGGAGAAUGGGGACGAUGAUAUCCGGACGAUGCGAGAGGGUCUGCCGAAUCAAGGCUUGUGGAUGGCAGGAGAGCACACGGCGCCGUUUGUAGGCCUAGGAACCGCCACUGGAGCCUACUGGAGCGGCGAGUCAGUGGGCAGGAGGAUAGCCGAGUCUUAUGGGCGGACGAAGCGGAGGAGUCUCGGACUAGAGAAUCUUUAA
Molecule: messenger RNA, 1482 nt
Organism: Ilyonectria robusta
Lineage: Eukaryota; Fungi; Ascomycota; Sordariomycetes; Hypocreales; Nectriaceae
Exons: 3
Molecular function (GO): oxidoreductase activity
Source: RefSeq, a predicted model, not a curated record